Messenger RNA from Carassius auratus (goldfish), 2920 nucleotides. Its product is annotated as transcription regulator protein BACH2-like. Gene Ontology annotation, molecular function: DNA-binding transcription factor activity, RNA polymerase II-specific; RNA polymerase II cis-regulatory region sequence-specific DNA binding. Gene Ontology annotation, cellular component: nucleus. Lineage: Eukaryota; Metazoa; Chordata; Actinopteri; Cypriniformes; Cyprinidae. The transcript has 3 exons. The record is from RefSeq and is a predicted model, not a curated record. Gene Ontology annotation, biological process: regulation of transcription by RNA polymerase II. The annotation marks the transcript as partial.
UUGCAGUUUGCUUACACAGCAAGCUGCUUACUCAACAGGGACAACAUCCAGGAUGUCAUGUGUUGUGCCGAAUUCCUGGGAAUGCACAACCUUGAAGACUCCUGCUUCCACUUCCUACAGGCCCAGAUGAAAAGUGAGGCUGAUGGCAUGCAGACCAGCCAGAAUCCACCAUCACCCAAGACUCUGGUUCAAAACCAUUAUGAUAAUGGAUUAGAGGAUGCAAAUGUGAAGCCAAGUGACUCCAAACCACCACUGCCUGGAUCAAGGCUGCACCCUGAAACUGAGAAAUUAAAAGUCACCAACAACCUGCACCAAUCAGACCAACCUCCAACUUUCGACAUCCCUCGUUAUCCCAAAUAUAGAAAGUACCAUCAGGUUCUUGUUGAGCACAACGCAACCACCUCCUCUCACAGCAGUACCUCAAGCUUACACGGCUCCCUGCAGGAUACCGUCACCAGCAGCGAUGCCCAGGGCCUUAAUCUUUCCAAGGUUAAAGCAGAACCAGCAAUUGGGGAAGACUGUGUGCCACUAGACUUGUCCGAGUUGGAGCAGGACGGUCUGGUUGGGGGUAAAGGGAGUGAGAUGGAAAUGGAGUUUGAAGGAAGACAACUUAGUUCAACGCCCAUCGAAUUGCCUGUGAGCAAGCGAUCACCAGUGUGCCUGCGCUCCCUUGUUAAAAAGGAAGUCACAUCUUCGGAUCAUUGUCUUACGGCUGAUCUGCAACUCACCAGCAGAACCUCUCCCCUUCGAGAACCACAAGUUGCUCCAAAUUACUUCCAAAAAGACUAUCAGGCCUUCGUUGGGGGACUUGGAGUGACAGCCUCAAAGAAAGCUGAGAAAUUAACAGAUGACUUGUCACUCAAGUCACUUUCCUUUGAAAGAAUCAAUUCCCAAGAAUCUGAACGUGAGAGUGACCGAAGAAGUGUCAUCUUCUCCUCUCAAGCCCCUUAUCAUCUGGCGGCACCCGCACACUCUUAUCCGGGUGAGAGCUGUUUGGGCCAGGAGACCUCGAAUGACUUAUGGGCAGGUUCCAGCCAGUCGUUCCCCUGCUCCCAAGCACUGUCCCCAACUUCUGUCUCUCAAGAGCCAGCAUUGGCCUACCGCCGCCGGCCAAAGAGCAGCUGUCCGGUGCCCAUUAAAAUGUGUCCGCGUUCGUCUCGUGCCGAGAGCCACAUCAGAACCUCCAGCUCUUGCUCUUCCUACUCCUACGCUGAGGAUGGCAGUGGAGGAUCUCCUUCCAGCCUGCCCCAGUUUGAGCUCUCUACCUCUCCUUGUUCCACCAUGGCACGAUGCCUGGCCCUUGAACACCAGGAGCAUAGCAUGUCAGGGCCACCAAAGAUCAAGUGCGAAAAGUCAUACGACACCAAUUCCAGUGACGAAUCUGGAUCUUUUUCAGAUGGAGAUAGCGAAUCAUUUCCCAUCAAAGAGCACACUCAAGAGGUGAAACUGCCUUUCUCAAUAGACCAGAUCACAGAGCUUCCACGCAAUGACUUUCAGCUGAUGAUAAAGAUGUAUACGCUGACCUCAGAUCAGCUAGAAUUCAUCCACAGCAUGAGACGCCGCAGUAAAAACCGCAUCGCAGCUCAGCGCUGCAGGAAAAGAAAGCUGGACUGCAUCCAGAACCUGGAGCAUGAGAUUCACAAACUGGUCUGUGAGAGACAGAAGCUCCUAACCGAACGCAGCCAGCUGAAGAUCUGCAUGGGGGAGCUGUGGGAAAACUUCUCCUUUUUGUCUCAGGAGGUUUGUAGGGAAGAACAGCGGAGUCCAGGACAGUCUCAAUCUCUGUAUAAUCUACACCCAGACCCAGUUUCACCCGGCCCAGAUCUUCAAAUCUCUCCCAAUCCCACCAGUAUAGAUGUCACUCUCACCUCACAUAACAGUGUGGUGUCGUCCACAGGCUCAAAUGACUGCCAGGCCAUAGUCGAAUCACCACACUCGCAUCUCAGAGUGGACAGAGAGGCUGUGCCACCCCAAGACACGGUCACCUCUGAGAGGUCAGAAGCUUCCCACGUGGGCAGCUCAAGUGUGACGACUGAUUUCUGCCUGGAAAUGACCGAGAAGUGCACGACAGAAGAGCUGCCUGAGAGAAACUGAGUCCGGUAAACUGCAUUCAUAUCUUUUAUCAUGACAAUUGGUCCUGUGUUACGUUUUUUUGCCAGUGUUAAGUUUUGUUUGUCACUGCUUUAGGGGACUGUUUUGUUGUUACGCCCAUGGCCCAUUUUGUUUGUGUGUGCAUAUGGAUUUGUUCUCAUACAUGCUGUAUAGGAUGCUAAAGUCAUUUCGUUUUGAACAUUACUUUUUCGUUUUUUCCAUAUUCAUCAUAUGGUAUCUGGUUCUCAGAUUUAUCUCAGGAAUUGCAUUUUUUAUUAAUUGUUUUUGGUAACAGUCAGCAUAUGCAAAUGUGAUAUUGAGUGGUGGAAGUGUUUUGUAUCUAUUGUGCAUUUAAGCAUUCCUUACAAAAUGUAAUACCGGAGAAACUAAACAGCUGCUCACCUGAAUUUGCAAGAAGCCAAGCAAUCUGGUUAUCAACAUGGAAAAAUCGACAUCUGAUCUCUUUCUGGAAUAGUACAAUGGAGAGCUCUUCUACAAAAUGGAUGAUGAAGCAAUGAUGAUGAGCUGCCUGAAUGGUCCCUCAAACAUUUUGUGAUGAAGCAUCAUUUGUUAUGGAAGCAAUUUCUUUUUUUUUUUUUCGAAGCUCGGUUUUUUUAGACUGUUAAAAUGAUUGAUCAGGGAUGUCUGUUGUAUAUAAAACUCUCCAAGCAAACUUUAGUAAAUUCAGUUAUUCUGACUUGGUUCAUUUUGGCAGCUCACACUUGGAUCUCUUAGAUCUGAUUUGAUUUCUUCAGGGCGUUACGCACAUAAGAGUUUAACUGGGGUCAGAAAUCAAAUCAAAUGUAAAAAAAAAUUUAGGGGGGGGGGG